CUACUUACUCUCUCUCUCUCUCUCCCUCUCUCUCUCUAGAUAUGACUUCCAACUUCUAACUGCUCUCUCUCUCUCAUUUCACCAUGUUCGUCAUCUGUAAUGGCUUAUGAGAUCAACUGCUUCUCUGUGCAUCGUCUUCUCCAAUUAGGCACUCCCUCAUGGCUCCUAGCAAGCUCAAUUCCACUGAUUCCUGUGGAAAUGGAAAUGUGAGUUUUUGCUGCUCACAGCCAGAUAAUGGAUUUAACGAUCCACUUUCUCUCUUCCAUUCUGAGAAGGCGGUGCAGGAGCUUCUUCAACAGACUCCAGUCCAGGGAACUGAUGACCAACACGUAGAGUUCUCAGAGGCACUAAGAACUGUUGCAAAGGCAUUAAGACGAGCUGCUGAAGGAAAAGCUUCUGCUCAAGCUGAGGCUGCUGAAUGGAAGCGAAGAUAUGAACUGGAGAGGGAACGAAAUCAGCGACUGCAGCUUAAAGGCAGCAGUAUAUGUGAAAUGCUUCGAAAUUGGUGGACUCGGACUUCUCUAUGUAAUGCAAAUGCACUGAUAAGAAUAAUGCUUCCAUGCCUUGUUUGCUGGGAAGUUUGGGAAGAACGGAAUAUGAGAGUCUUUGAAGAACAUUCACCUGAGGAGCAUAAUGAUGAUUUUAAUGAAGAGAGGACAAAGAACUCAACCAACCAAUCUAUGCUGAGUAAUCACACAAACAAGCAAUCUGAAAAUUGUUGUAUCAAUGAGAUUUGCUCUCAUGAAAUUCUUCAAGAUGGAGAGACUGACUCUGAUUCCAAGAUGAUCCAGAAUAGGAUGAUGAGAAAGGCAUCUUUUAAACUUUCAUGGUGUUGUAAAAGUGAAAAUAGUGAUCAGCACAAACAUGAUGUUGUCUCUUUUGAAAGAGGAAACAUAACAACUGCAGAGCGCAGCAGUAAACAGAUUUCUUUGAAGUGGGAAUCUAACCCACAGACGGUGCUCAUCAUGACCAAACCAAAUUCAACUUCUGUUCGAAUUCUGUGUGCAGAUAUGGUCAGAUGGUUGAAAGAGCAUAAAAGGUUAAACAUUUAUGUGGAACCACGUGUGAGGGGUGAACUUCUAACAGAAUCAUCAUACUUCAACUUUGUGCAAACAUGGAAAGAUGAUAAGGAAAUUUCGCUACUGCACACUGAAGUUGACGUUGUGGUAACUCUUGGUGGAGAUGGUACUGUUCUUUGGGCAGCAUCAAUGUUCAAAGGACCGGUUCCUCCCAUUGUUCCAUUUUCCUUAGGUUCCCUUGGCUUUAUGACACCAUUUUAUAGUCAACAUUACAGAGAUUCCCUUGAUUCAAUUCUUAGGGGUCCAAUUAGUAUAACAUUGCGACACCGGUUGCAAUGCCAUGUUAUUAGAGAUGCAGCAACAAACGAGAUUGAAACUGAGGAGCCUAUACUCGUUCUAAAUGAGGUUACUAUUGACCGUGGAAUAUCAUCUUUCCUCACAAAUUUGGAAUGUUAUUGUGACAACUCCUUUGUCACAUGUGUGCAAGGUGAUGGUUUAAUUUUAUCAACAACAUCUGGUAGCACUGCAUAUUCAUUGGCAGCUGGAGGAUCGAUGGUCCAUCCGCAGGUUCCUGGCAUCCUAUUUACACCAAUUUGUCCACAUUCCUUAUCCUUUCGGCCUCUGAUAUUACCUGAACAUGUAACGAUACGAGUGCAAGUUCCUUUCAACAGCAGAAGCCCUGCUUGGGCAUCAUUUGAUGGCAAGGACAGGAAACAGUUGACACCUGGUGAUGUACUUGUGUGCAGCAUGGCACCUUGGCCUGUGCCUACAGCAUGCCAAGUUGAUUCUACCAAUGACUUCUUGCACAGCAUCCAUGAGGGCCUACACUGGAAUCUGAGGAAGACCCAAUCUUUUGAUGGCCCUCUUGACCAAUAAUGUUAAGCUUAUCUUAUCUCUGAUGAAAGCAAGCAAAUCUAGCUGUUGUUUGAGAUUUACCUUUUUAAGCAUCCUAGAAGGAGGGGAAAUAUAUGUAGUUCCAAUUUCCAAAAGCAAACUUACCAAUUAUUAUCUGCAGAUUGUCAUGAAAAUCAGAGGAUAUGGAAAAGGAAGUGUAUGUUGUAAGACCAAAUUGCCUCUGAAAUGUGUAGAACUUGGCGUGGCUGUUAAACGAAUAGAUACAAGAGAAGGAACUUGUUGACUGUUUAGGUUA
Messenger RNA from Hevea brasiliensis (rubber tree), 2169 nucleotides. RefSeq names its product NAD(H) kinase 1. Gene Ontology annotation, biological process: NADP+ biosynthetic process; NAD+ metabolic process. The transcript has 12 exons. Bases 159 to 1895 code for a protein of 578 amino acids. The record is from RefSeq and is a predicted model, not a curated record. NCBI's taxonomy places the organism in Eukaryota, Viridiplantae, Streptophyta, Magnoliopsida, Malpighiales, Euphorbiaceae. Gene Ontology annotation, molecular function: NAD+ kinase activity.